AAGCAAUUUGUGCUUAUUUUAAAAUUUUCAAAAUAAUCGAAAGUUUUUGAUAUAUUCCCCAAUAAAAGAGUGUGCAAAUAACGGAAUAGUGUUUCUAGUUAAUAGAGUUCCGGUUUCUACUUGUUAUGUUUAAAAGUUAUUGUUAAUUUUCAAUCGAAAAAUCGUAUAGUUUAGAGCGCAGUUAUCCACGUGCAACUUUUGGGAAGCAAAACAACAGAAAAUGACGAUCGAUCAAAAUUUCGAGGUCAACCUGGACCCAACGAAUCUGCAGUUCUCGGUGUUCAGUUCCGACGACAUCAAACGGAUCAGCGUGACGAAAAUCGUAACGCCCCAUUCGUUCGACAUGUUGGGGCACCCGGUUCCGGGUGGAUUGUACGAUGCGGCAAUGGGUCCAUCCGGGGGUGGGGAAGUGUGCACCACUUGUGUCAAGGAUAUCAGCAAGUGCGAGGGUCACUUCGGGCAUAUCGAAAUUUGUUUGCCGGUGUUCAAUCCGUUUUUCGUUAAAUCCGUGUACAAUUUGUUGCGCAUUUGCUGCACCAGUUGCUUUCGGUUGCAGCUGGCGGAUACGAUGAAGGGGCUGCUCGAGCUGCAGCUGCAGCUCGUUGAUGCCGGGUAUAUUGUCGAAGCUGAAGAGAUGGAAGUAUACAAGCAGAAGGCGGCAUUGAAUCCGUCGAAUUCGCCGCCGGAGGCGGUUGGUUACUAUUCUGAGUUGCUGUUGAAAAGCCCCUAUAAUAAGCUGGCAAAUACGAAGAACUCCGAGGCAAUACGGACUGCAAUCGUGAAUGCUACCUUGAAGGAGGCCAUUAAAGUGAAAUGCAUUCACUGUAAAACACCACUGCAGAAGGUUCGUGUUUCGAACAAGCGGCUUGUGUUCAGUAUGAACAAAGGGGAUAUGAAAGCGUUCUAUGAAAAGCAAGGCCAACAAAAUGUUAAUGAUGCCAAAGUGAAAGCCACUAAUCGGGUAAUUUUUGCGGAAGAAUGUCAGAAAUAUUUCCAUCAAUUGUAUGAGAACGAUGGUGCACUGUUGCGGUUGCUGUUUCCCAUCCUGGCCAACGGGGCUCGGACGAUGAAAAAUCCUGUGGAUUUGUUUUUUAUGGAUGUGAUUCCGGUGCAGCCACCGGUCGUUCGUCCGGUGCGACGCGUAGAUCGGACGGAGAUUUUGGAACAUCCGCAGACUUCCAUUCUGCGGAACAUUUUGAUGGCUAAUUCCACCCUGCGAGCGGUGUUGGUGCUAACUAAGGAUAUGGACGGGGUGGAGGAAAAGGCCUCUGCCAGCAACAGCAGCAGCGUUGAAGUUGAGAUGAAGAGAGUUUACGAUGCUGCGAAGGGCGACAGUGCUUACGAGAAAAUGUACAAUGCCUGGAUUGAGCUGCAGGACUUUGUGGAUCAGUCAUUGGACGUCAAUUUGGCUCAGGAUAAGCGUAGAACUCGUGGCUGUGGAUUGAAACAGAUUAUGGAGAAAAAAGAGGGUCUAGUGCGAAUGCACAUGAUGGGAAAGAGGGUAAACUAUGCAGCAAGAACGGUGAUUACGCCCGAUCCGAAUAUCGGUGUGGAUGAGAUAGGAAUUCCGGUUACUUUUGCGAAAAAACUAACGUAUCCAGUGCCGGUGACACCCUGGAACGUUGCUGAACUGCGAAAGAUGGUGCUGAAUGGUCCGGAUGGCUAUCCGGGGGCGAAUACGAUUGAAGAUUCAAACGGGCAGGUUAGUAAAAUAUCCGCUGUUAAUGUGACUCAGCGGGAAUCGAUAGCCAAAACUUUGCUGACGCCGCACAGCUCCAACCAGCAGGGGGCGAAGAUCGUUCAUCGCCACUUACUGAACGGGGAUGUUCUCCUGCUGAACAGACAACCGACGCUGCAUCGACCCAGUAUCAUGGCUCACAAAGCGAAGAUCCUAAGUGGAGAGAAGAUUUUCCGUCUGCAUUAUUCCAACUGCAAAUCUUACAAUGCCGAUUUCGAUGGAGACGAAAUGAACGCUCACUUCCCACAGGAUGAACUAUCACGAAGCGAAGCGUACAACAUUGUGGCCGUCCCGCAUCAGUAUCUCGUUCCGAAAGAUGGAACUCCGCUGGGUGGUCUCAUUCAGGAUCACAUAGUUUCCGCGGUAAAGUUGUUCAUUCGGGGCAAAUUCUUCAACCGAGACGACUAUCAGCAGUUGGUGUUUCAAGCUUUGUCCCAUCAUCGAGGAAAUAUCGACUUGCUUCCACCGACGAUUCUUAAGCCUGCCACGUUGUGGUCUGGAAAGCAAAUCAUUUCCACUAUUAUUAAGAACAUAAUCCCGAAGAAGAUGCCACACAUCAACAUGAUUGGAAGCGCAAAAUUGGGCAAUAAACACUGGCAGACGGAACAGCCGCGGGAGUGGGCAGCCGGUGGAUCGCCUUUCGCCGGGAAUGAAAUGUCCGAAACGGAAGUUUUCAUCCGCAGUGGAGAGCUGCUGGUUGGAAUUCUCGAUAAGAACCAUUUCGGAGCAACGCCCUACGGGUUGAUUCACUGCAUGUACGAACUGUACGGGGGAAAUUGCUCCUCUCUACUGUUGUCUUCCCUAUCGCGGCUGUUCACCUACUAUCUUCAAUGGGAGGGCUUCACCUUGGGUGUCAAAGAUAUUCUCGUUCAUAAACGAGCGGAUAAAAAAAGAUCCAAACUGGUUAAAGCGUGUCGAACGAUUGGUCAUGCCACGGCCGCCUCGGCGUUAGAUCUUCCACCGGAUGUUUCCGCACUGGAGUUAAACAGCAAAAUGACCGAAGCAUACGCUCGUAAUCCAAAGUUUCGAGCGAUUCUCGAUCGAAAGUUUAAAACCGCUUUGGACACUUACACCAAUCAGAUCAACGAAGCGUGCCUGCCAACUGGUUUAAUCAGCCAAUUCCCCGACAACAACCUCCAACUGAUGGUUCAAUCUGGAGCGAAAGGUUCAACGGUUAACACCAUGCAGAUCUCCUGUCUGCUAGGACAAAUCGAACUGGAAGGAAAACGCCCUCCGCUGAUGAUUUCCGGAAAGUCCCUCCCAAGUUUCGCCAGUUUCGAGACCUCACCGAAAUCCGGUGGCUUCAUUGAUGGUCGCUUUAUGACCGGCAUUCAACCGCAGGACUUCUUUUUCCACUGUAUGGCUGGACGGGAAGGUCUAAUCGAUACGGCCGUCAAAACCAGCCGUUCCGGCUAUCUUCAGCGCUGCUUGGUGAAACACCUGGAAGGCCUCAACGUUAACUACGACAUGACCGUUCGAGACAGUGACAACAGCGUGGUUCAGUUCAUGUACGGCGAAGACGGUAUGGACAUCUCCAAGGCACAAUUCAUAGAAAAUCCGAAGCAGCUCCGCUUCUUGGAUCUCAAUCGCGACGCGAUUGUACGACCGGAGGUCGUCAAAAAACUCACCAACAGCGACGAGCUGAACGAACAAAUCAAAGCUCACGUUAAAAAAAUGAAAUCCUGGUGCAAGAAGAAUGGUUCCAAAACACAGAAACGGCGUGCAUCCGCUUUCAGCAAGUUCUCAUCCGACGUUAGCGAAGAAAUCCGUGCGGAAAUGUCCAACCCCGAUCAGCUGAAGCUGAAAACCGGUCGACCUCGACUGGCGGAAAAGCUCAUCAAAAAGUGGACCAAAACCACUGCAGAGCAGAAAAAUCAAUACACGCGUAAGUACGCCCCCUGUCCGGAUCCGACGUUUAGCCUGUUUCGACCGGACAGUUGCUUCGGUGCCCUGACUGAACAUUUGGAAGACCUAGUCAAAACCUACGCGAAAUCGCACCAACCCAUUCACGAUAUGAGCGAGUUGAUGCGAAUCAAGAACAGCCAAGCGCUGGUGGAUCCCGGCGAGCCGGUCGGUGUGCUGGCGGCGCAGUCCAUAGGGGAACCUUCGACCCAGAUGACGUUGAAUACGUUCCAUUUUGCUGGGCGAGGGGAGAUGAAUGUAACGUUGGGUAUUCCUCGGUUGCGGGAGAUUUUGAUGCUGGCUUCGCAGCAUAUUAAAACACCUUCGAUGGAGAUACCGUUUAGGCCGCAUCGUAGCGCUAAAAAACUGGAAGCCGUGGCCGAGAGGAUGCGGAAGAUGUUGAAUCGAGUCACGGUGGCGGAUGUGCUGGAAGAUGUUCAAGUGAAAACUCGCCUGGUUCUUCGACCCACACGAGGCAUGCAGCAUGUGGUGCGAUUUAACUUCCUGCCGGAGGACGCCUACUCACAUGACUACCGAGUAAAUCCGAAGGAAAUCCUACAUUACAUGUCGAAACACUUUUUCAAGCACAUGUUCCAACUGAUCUUCCGAACGGCUAAAUCUAAGAAUGUUUUAAUCGAAAUGGCACAAGAAUCCAACGCCAAGGAAAAUGUGGUUUCGAACGAAGCUGAUGAUUUGGCUGACGCUCGCGAACCGGACAUGUCUCGGCUGGAGGAGGACGAUGGCGAUGCCGUUAGCUCGGAUGAGGAUGCGGGCAAAAACGAAGGUGAUGAUGAUGCUACCGAGGCAAGGCUGAAGAACAAGAAAAGCGAUGAGAUCGGUUACGAUACGGAGGAAGAGGACAAAAGCGACGAUGAGGAUGAGUUGCAAACUUCCGCGGAAGAUAAACCGGAAGGUGUUGAAGGAGCGGAGAAGGCUGCAAAUGAGAAUGAGGACGAGAUGAUCAAUGAAGAAGCUUUGGAAGUGUCUGAUACCAAGCUGGAAGAGGAGAACGAGAAGGUGAUGGUACUGAAACAAAAUGAUAUGAUUAGUGACUACGUGUACGACAAGAAACACCACCGCUGGUGUGUCGUAACGUUCCAUAUGCCGAUGAAGUAUAAGGAUAUUGACUUUACUAAAAUUUUACGGGAAAUCGCUGAAAAGAGUGUGGUUUGGGAGAUCCCACAUAUCAGACGAGCCAUCACGUACGUUCAGAAUGACCAACAGUACCUCAAAACGGACGGAAUAAACAUUUCCGCCAUGACGAAGUAUAAUAAAAUUCUGGAUCUCAAUCGUCUCUACUCGAACGACAUUUACGCCGUUGCACAGCGGUACGGAAUCGAAGCCGCUGCAAGGGUCAUCGUCAAGGAGGUUCAAAAUGUGUUUAAAGUUUACGGUAUCACAAUCAAUCCGAGACACUUGCUACUGGUGGCGGACUAUAUGACGGCCGAUGGGACGUUCAAGUCGAUGAGCCGCAAGGGAAUGGAGAGUAACGUUUCUCCGUUGCAGCAGAUUUCGUUCGAAUCGUCUAUCCAAUUUUUGCGUGCAGCUGCGCUGAAGGGUAACAAUGACCAUUUGGAUUCACCUUCCUCCCGUCUGAUGUUGGGACAGCUUUGUAAAAGUGGAACCGGUUCCUUUGGAGUAUACAGUGAGGUUAAAAUAUAA
Sabethes cyaneus is the source of this 5302-nucleotide messenger RNA. RefSeq names its product DNA-directed RNA polymerase I subunit RPA1 (gene RpI1). The coding region runs from base 221 to 5302 and encodes 1693 amino acids. NCBI's taxonomy places the organism in Eukaryota, Metazoa, Arthropoda, Insecta, Diptera, Culicidae. Gene Ontology annotation, biological process: DNA-templated transcription. The transcript is spliced from 6 exons. The record is from RefSeq and is a predicted model, not a curated record. Gene Ontology annotation, cellular component: RNA polymerase I complex. Gene Ontology annotation, molecular function: DNA binding; DNA-directed RNA polymerase activity.